CUGAAGAUGUUGGUCUCAUGGCGGAGAUCGUUAUUCGUCAUAAUUAUGGCGACACUUGCGAUUUCAGUACUCACUGAAGGUGGUGUCCGGCUUCCUCACCGAAUUGUGCUGGAUACAGAUGUUGACACAGAUGAUUUUUUUGCUAUGUUGUAUCUUUUGAAGCUUAACAGAUCUGAAUUUGACUUGCAGGCAAUAACUAUCAACACGAAUGCAUGGUCCGACGCUGGACAUGCAGUAAAUCAGAUAUAUGAUAUCCUUUACAUGAUGGGGCGGGACGACAUUGCUGUUGGUGUAGGAGGUGAAGGUGGAAUACUCGAAGAUGGUACUAUACAACCAAACGUUGGCGGAUAUAUUCCUUUAAUUGACCAGGGGAGUGGUACAGAUGGACCUUGUAGAUAUAGACAGGCUAUUCCUGUGGGAGCUGGAGGAAGAUUAUAUAAAGAUACAAACUUUGGCUAUCGAAAAAGCUUUCUUCCUCAGGGAAACAGGAGAUACACACCUCUUGAACAACCUACGGCUCAGCAAGUACUAAUCGAAAAGAUAUCAGAUGGUCCCAUUAGUCUAUUUGUAAUAGGAGCACAUACAAAUCUUGCUAUUUUCCUUAUGAGUAAUCCAGAUUUGAAGAAAAAUAUUGAACAUAUUUAUAUCAUGGGUGGCGGUGUGAGGUCAAAGAACCCAACUGGUUGCUGUCACAAAAAUGCAGACUCAUCUUGUAAACCUCAACAGUGUGGUGAUCGUGGUAAUAUUUUUACAGGCUUCAAAAGUAAUCCUUACGCAGAGUUCAACUUUUUUGCUGACCCUUUUGCGGCAUACCAGGUUAUUCAUUCUGGAAUUCCGAUUACCCUUGUUCCCCUGGAUGCAACAAACACGAUUCCCAUAACUCGAAACUUCUUUGAGGCAUUUGAACGGAAUCAGCAUACAUAUGAGGCACAGUAUGCUUUUAAGUCACUGAAGAUGGUCCGAGAUACUUGGUUUGACGAUCAAUUCUAUGAGAGUUAUUUUUUGUGGGACUCAUUUAUGUCUGGUGUUGCCACUUCAAUUAUGCAUAACUUGCACACAAAACAUGGAGAAAACGAAUUUGCUGAUAUGGAGUAUGUGAAUAUUACUGUGGUUACUUCCAAUGAACCUUAUGGAAUCUCGGACGGGUCAAACAAAUUUUUUGAUGGUCGUAAUAUUCCAAAAUUCAACUUAACUAAAAAUGGAGUUCAUAGUGGUCAUGUUCAAACAGGCAUUCGGGAUUCAUUUUGCCUCAACAAGACAGGAAGAUGUAAGGAUGGUUACACACAGAGAGUCAACGGACCUGAUUCAGUGCGUGCAUUGGUUGCUACAAGGGCAAAGCCAAAUCGUGACAAAAGUAGUUCUCUGGAUAGAGAAUUUUUUGUCAGUUUUCUGGAAGUAGUAAACCGACAACAAAAUAAAGGCAGAUUCAACUUUACAUCUCAAUUUCCUUAUUACAAAGAAGUACUCUACAAACCAGAUUUUAAGGGGAAAAAACUAGGAAAGACUGUCGUGUUUGACAUGGAUAUGAGUGCUGGUGAUUUUUUGGCUCUCCUGUAUCUCCUGAAAGUACCCAUCGAGACAAUGAAUCUUAAGGCAAUACUAGUAACUCCAACAGGCUGGGCAAAUGCAGCAACAAUAGAUGUCAUAUACGAUUUGCUACAUAUGAUGGGUCGUGAUGAUAUCCCUGUUGGUUUAGGGGAUUCAUUUGGUUUAAACCAGUCUUACCCAAAUGACCCCAGUGUUGGCAACUGCAAGUACUCAAAGGUUAUACCCCAUGGAAGUGGUGGCUUAUUAGACGCUGACACUCUCUUUGGACUUGCUCGUGAUCUACCAAGAAGCCCAAGAAGGUAUACUGCAGAAAAUUCUGUUGAGUUUGGAGCACCUCGGACUACUGAUUUUUCUGAACUUAGACAACCACUAGCACUAGAAGUUUGGAAAUUAGUAGUGAAAUCUGCUGAUCUUGAAUCUAAGAUUACCAUUCUGACUAACGGACCAUUGACAACUUUAGCAAAAAUUGUACUUGAGGACACAACUGCUAAUUCAAUCAUCCAGGAGGUAAUUAUUCUAGGAGGACAUGUGGACUGCGGUAACAAAGACAAGGGAAAUGUCAUCAAUGUUCCUUCAAACAAAUAUGCUGAACUAAACAUGUUUCUAGACCCUUUAGCAGCAAAAGUGGUAUUUGAUUCAAUGCUUGAUAUCACACUCAUUCCUCUUACCACACAACGAAAAGUCAGUUCAUUUCCACAGAUUAUAAAAGCGUUGAACCUGAAGAACAAGACACCAGAAGCUCAUUUCAGCCAGCGUCUGCUCACAACUCUGUAUCACCUGCAACAAAGAAACCAUAGAUAUCGACAUAUGGAUAUGUUCUUGGGGGAGAUCCUUGGAGCAGUAAUCUUGAAUGAUCAACAAACCUUAAAUCCUGCCUACCAAGUCAAACAUCUCAAGAUUCAUGCAACAGGACUAGCAUCUAAAGAUGGACAAAUUAUAAUUGAUAAUGAACAAAGGAAAUCAUUCAAAGUACUGGUGAAGUUUGACCACAUAUCUUAUUACAAAAUUUUUGCAGAUCGCCUUGCUAACGACAAACAAUCAGCUGUUAUUGGAAACUUUGAUGACCAAAAAAGAAUUUGGAGCAUACGGCAUCCCAGGAGAGGAAGAAAAAUCUUGAGGGACUGGUAAAAAUAGUAGAUAAUGUUCAGAAUGACGAGACAACCUACGCUAGAUGACAUUUAUUUACAUGUAAAUAUUUAUAAAGCCAUAGGAUAUACGAUUUGGGAGUCCUAAUAGAUUGUUAGUUUGAUCUUC
This is a messenger RNA of Erigeron canadensis, 2802 nucleotides long. RefSeq lists its product as uncharacterized. Bases 7 to 2676 code for a protein of 889 amino acids. Gene Ontology annotation, molecular function: hydrolase activity, hydrolyzing N-glycosyl compounds. NCBI's taxonomy places the organism in Eukaryota, Viridiplantae, Streptophyta, Magnoliopsida, Asterales, Asteraceae. The transcript is spliced from 12 exons. The record is from RefSeq and is a predicted model, not a curated record.